This is a messenger RNA of Helicoverpa armigera (cotton bollworm), 4354 nucleotides long. Its product is annotated as Fanconi anemia group J protein homolog. NCBI's taxonomy places the organism in Eukaryota, Metazoa, Arthropoda, Insecta, Lepidoptera, Noctuidae. The transcript is spliced from 20 exons. Bases 257 to 3208 code for a protein of 983 amino acids. The record is from RefSeq and is a predicted model, not a curated record. Gene Ontology annotation, biological process: nucleotide-excision repair; double-strand break repair involved in meiotic recombination. Gene Ontology annotation, cellular component: nucleus. Gene Ontology annotation, molecular function: DNA binding; DNA helicase activity; ATP binding.
UUUGGCCUCAGCUGUUUGUUUAUGGGUUUGCAUCUGUAUUUUGGUUUACCAAUAAUACGUUUGGUGGCUAAUUAUACAGCAAUAGAGCUGAUAACUGAAAUAAGCUAAUUGGUUUAUUGGCAUGUUUAGUUUGUGUGUGUGCAUUACUAUCCAAAUGGUCACUUAAAAUCUUUAUCUUAUUGGUUAUAAGAAAGCGAGCAAAACGCGGGAAAUUAUUCAUAGUGUUAAGUGUAUAAUUAAGUGAAUUUCAAUCAAAAUGGAUACACAAAUUGAGAUAUCUGACGACGACGACAGUUUCAGUGGGCCAGGAUGCUCUAAAACUGCAGGAAAUUUCUUCAAAGACGAUGUAGUUGCAAUAAGUAGUGAUGAAGAGUUUAACAACAUUUCCAAUGAUAUACCUGCGUUAUCUGACGAUGAGGAGCUUCCAGAAGUCCAUUUACAGAGAAAGGCAGCCAUUAAGUCUUUGUUCGGUUCGAAAAAUAACAAAAAUGAUUCGAAAAAGGUUGAGAGUAAGAAGGCUCCAAUCAGAGCUUUGUUUCCUCAAAAGCAGAAUGUGAAUGUGCCUGUAGCUAAACCUGCGAAGAUCAGGCAGCCCAUAGAGGCUCCUAAACAAGUUUUUAAAAGGAUGAUUGAAGGUGUAAAUGUUACUCUGCCUGUAAAUCCAUAUGGGAGUCAGGUUGCAUUAAUGUCAAAGAUCAUCACCGCUAUCAAGAAAUCGGAGAACUGCAUACUGGAGAGCCCGACGGGAUCCGGGAAGACUCUUGCAUUACUCUGCGGAGCUCUUGCGUGGCAGCAGCAUGAACAAACUCGCAUAGGUCAGGUGCAAGUGCAGCAAUACUUCACCCAGUACCCUGAGCUCAAGCAGGAGGGGGUUGCGGAGUACAUCGGCAGUCCAGUGCAUCAGAAGACUGAUGUCACGCCUGAGAAGCUGUUCAGCAAGAAUAGUUUCGGUGAAAAAAGUAUAUACUACAAACCGGAGCAGGAUGGUGCGUCUUCCACCACCAAACGUCAGGAGAAGACUCCCUACAAGGAUGAAUCAGAUGAAGAAUCUUCGUGUAACCAGGUGACUAUUCACAAGCGACCACGCCUAACAUCCACGGAAUGUAUAGAUGACAGCAAGAAGAGUAUCCCUCACACCCCUGAGAAGACUACCGACGUUGUAAUACCUAAUACUCCUGAAAGUGUUAGAAACCUUUACAACCUGGUGGAAAAGCUUCGGAUCCGCACAUCCAUGUUUGUUGAUUGCAGCCUACCCACCAUUUACUACGGGGCCAGGACUCAUACACAGCUGAAACAAGUCAUUAAAGAGUUUAAGAGGACCUCGUAUUGUGGCCAAGUGAAAAUGACCCUUCUGUCUAGUAGAGAUAAGAGCUGUAUUAAGGACUUCGAUAGGAAUCUCUGGACUUCUAGGAAUGAUAUGUGCAGGGCGUGUAUUAAGCCGCUCAGAAAAAGCGAAAGGAGCGAAAAUAAAGAGAAUUCCAACUGCAAGUUCUACGAUAACCGAGUUGCCAUGAACCACGGCUGCAUGCCAGCUGCCUUUGACCUUGAAGAUCUGGUGGAAAUAGGCCGGGAAAGAGAAGCCUGUCCGUACUAUGGAGCUAGGGCGAUGGCGAAAACUUCCCAUAUUGUAUUCUGCCCGUACAACUAUCUGAUUGAUCCUUCUAUCAGAAAUAGCAUGUCAAUAGAACUGACGGGUGCGGUAGUGAUAAUAGAUGAAGCUCACAACAUCGAGGGUAUCUGUCGGGACGUCGCCUCCGUCAAUAUCACCCGGACACAGAUACAGAAUGCUAUCAAGGAACUGGAGUACGUAGCCGAGUAUCGCUUCCAUAACCCAGAAGUGGAGUCAUAUGUUGAAUCUCUACUGAAAACGCUCAAGAAUUGGGACGACUGGUUUGCAAACCAGAUACCGUUAAUAAACCAGCAACCAGUGAACAACAACGAGGCAGUUUACAAGUGGCAAACCGAACACUUCGUCGGCACACUCAACAACCACAACAUUGGAUAUAAACAGUAUAACGAAUUCAAGCACAACAGUGAGAAUUUCUGUCGUCGUCUUCGAGAAGACCCGCGGACGUUGAUGGGAGCCACUCAAGCCACCGGCACACUAUUGGAAUCUAUGGAUAUGGUGUUAGGUUUUCUGUUCCGCGGUGAGUGUAAAUAUAUGGAUGACUUCAAGCCGGCUCUCAUUCGGCACAUUACCGGGAAGACUAACUCCUUAUCUAGUAAUACUUCCUGGAGAGCCUCGCAGUUUAACGAGGACAAGAAAGACUGGAUAUCAAAAGACUCGUUGAGUCUCUCCCUGCUGUGCAUGAACCCUGGCAUAGUGAUGGAGGGACUGCACAAGUGCCGGUCGCUGGCACUGUCUUCGGGCACCCUGACGCCGCUGCUCAGCCUCCACUCGGAGCUGGCCACUGUCUUCCGGCACCAGGUGUCUCCCAGCCAUGUUAUACCUCAGGAUAGGGUAUGGAUAGGCUCUCUAAUAGGUGCGUCGGGCAAUCGGCAGAAGUUCACAUCGGCCGCUUCAGACAAUCCAGCGGCUCGCGCGUUUCUGGGCGCCGCCUUACUGCGCGUGUGUGAGCUGGCGCCGCACGGGGUGCUGUGCUUCCUGCCUUCCUACUCACUGCUGGAUAAGCUGGUUAGAGAUUGGCGCGAAACAGGCGUGUGGGAGAAGAUGAACAGAAUCAAGAACGUGUUCUGUGAGAAGAGGAACGAUAAAGAUCAUGAGGAGAUCAUGAAUGAUUUCUACCAAACAGUAGGUACAGAGAAGGGCGCGUUACUGUUCGCGGUGUACCGCGGGAAGGUCUCGGAGGGCAUGGACUUCAAGGACUACCAGGCGAGAGCGGUUGUGUGUGUGGGUGUACCAUACCCGAACACAUACGACACGGCGGUGAGCGCGAAGAUGGAGUACAAUAACAAACAUCUAAAGGAACGGAGUCUACUGACCGGCAGCGAGUGGCUCCGAGUGCAAGCAUAUAGAGCACUGAACCAAGCAGUGGGUCGUUGUGUCCGUCACCGCGGCGACUGGGGCGCCGUGCUGCUGGUAGACGCGAGAUACCAGCAGGAGUACUUUACCGAACACCUGUCUAAAUGGGUCAAGGGAUUUCUGGGCAACAACCACCACACAUACGAGAGUCUAGAAAGCAGCCCUAACGGCCUCGCAGCCUUCAUGCAGAGAAUGAAGAUAAUGCAACAAGAAGAAACCAUGUGACACUCUUACAAUAACCUAGAACAAUACUCGAACCUCCAUUUGAUAUGGUGGUAAGUUACGUGCCAGUUUUAACCUGAAUAAAAAAUGAAAUUGUAGUCCGACUUACAUAGGUACACGUCCCAACACAACUUAUGAUAAUUCUUCCCGUGCUCACUUCUCGUCGAAUAACUUUGCCACUGUAUAUCUAUAUGAUGCAUUGUGCAUGUAGAAUAAUGGUUUUGUUCAGACAUAUUGGCUGUUUUGCAGUCAUAAAGGUGCGUUUUGAAAGCAAGCUGUCGACCGCACUAGCGACUAUAUGAAAUCGGUGAAUAACUGAAGGCGACUACUAGCUUAAUGCAGUCGUAGUAUGUGCAGUUGGUAGCUGGCAUUCAAAACGUACCUUUAGCUGCCAACUUUAGUACGGCCAGGUGCCUAUUUGAUGAUAGCUGUGGAUUUCAAGGCAUUUGAUUAGGUAAAUCUAAUUAAUUAAUUUUAAGUUUAUCUUCCAGAGUAAAUCAGGUCCUGUAAUACGGUGCUAAACUUAGCAUUACACAUUAGCUCCAACAAUAUAUUUUAUUAUAAGCAUAGAGUAAGUACCAAAAUGACUGUGAUUGAAGUUAGAUUUUCGCAACCUGUGCAUAAUAAGAUCUGCAAGAAAAGUGUAACAAGCUUAAGUUAGUUACAAUAGAAAACAUUUUAUACGACAUAAACAUGAUUAUUAAGGCGCAGAAGUUGCAAAGCCUAACUCAGAAAUGAACUGUGUGAUUGAUUGAAUCUAAUAAAGGCCCAUACACCGACAAUGUAAAGGAAAGUUUUUCUUAAAACAUAUGCUUAGGUACUAUCAGCCUUACUUAUAAAAAUCUCUAUUCAUCUUCUAAGCAUCAUCUUAACUAAUUGCUACUUAAAGUCUUAAGUAGUGAUUAAAUGUUAGUUAAGACAUGCUUGAGCAACGUUUAUAAGAAUUUUCUUAAACAGCCCUUAAGUAUUACUUAUUAUUUCAUUCACGUUUAUAAGUAAAACUGCUUGAAUUUUAACGAUAAUAUUUUUAAACAGUAAUUUUAAGAAAAACGGACCUUUAUGUUGUAGGUGAAAUCUGGUCUAAGUAAGUAGUCAUAAAAUAGAAAAGAUGUGAAUUGUUUCCGAUAUUGAAUAUCGUGGAUAAGGGUC